This is a messenger RNA of Leucoraja erinaceus (little skate), 5163 nucleotides long. It is a transcript of the gene arl3b, whose product is annotated as ADP ribosylation factor like GTPase 3b. Gene Ontology annotation, biological process: cilium assembly. Gene Ontology annotation, cellular component: cytoplasm; microtubule cytoskeleton. The transcript is spliced from 6 exons. The record is from RefSeq and is a predicted model, not a curated record. The coding region runs from base 107 to 655 and encodes 182 amino acids. Gene Ontology annotation, molecular function: GTP binding; GTPase activity. NCBI's taxonomy places the organism in Eukaryota, Metazoa, Chordata, Chondrichthyes, Rajiformes, Rajidae.
CACGUGUCCACGCCGCCCGCCGCCCUGGGUGGGGGUCACGUGUCUGCUUUACGCAGGUUGCGAGGUGACGCCGCCGCCCAUAGUUACCCGGCGCCGUGAGGGGAAGAUGGGUUUGCUGUCCAUACUGCGCAAAUUGAAGAGUGCUCCUGAUCAGGAGGUUAGAAUUCUCCUUCUAGGUUUGGACAAUGCAGGGAAAACAACAUUACUCAAACAGUUGGCUUCAGAAGACAUUAGUCACAUCACACCUACACAGGGGUUUAAUAUCAAAAGUGUGCAGUCUCAAGGUUUCAAAUUGAACGUGUGGGAUAUUGGAGGACAGCGAAAAAUUAGACCGUAUUGGAGGAACUACUUUGAAAAUACUGAUGUUCUGAUCUAUGUCAUUGACAGUGCCGACCGGAAAAGGUUUGAAGAAACGGGGCAGGAGCUCGCUGAACUAUUGGAUGAAGAGAAACUAAGUGGUGUUGCUGUUCUCAUUUUUGCCAACAAGCAAGAUUUGCUGACAGCUGCCCCAGCAUCUGAGAUAGCUGAGGGAUUGAACCUGCAUACAAUCCGUGACCGUGUCUGGCAAAUCCAGUCUUGUUCUGCGCUCACAGGAGAAGGUGUACAGGAUGGGAUGAAUUGGGUCUGCAAAAAUGUCAAUUCAAAGAAGAAAUGAAAUUGGCUCAAGUACAAAGGAAGGAACCAGUUGGACCAUUUCUACUUUGAUGAUGAUAAUUAAUUGUUAUUGACCAAAUUCCCCUCUCUUCGCAAUUUUAGCUCUGAACCCAGAAGCCACAUGGGAUUAAUGUAUCUGAUGUACCAUCUGAAUUUCUGGAAUCCUUUUAUAAAUACUGUAUGUGUUUUGUGAAUGUUUCUGCAAUAUAUAAUUUUGUGCAUUUCAUACUAUCCUUCCGAAUACACUGUGCUGCAAACUGCAUGGACUGAUGUGUGAUAAUAACUCUUGUGACUCAUGCCCGUAUUUUCUUUGUUAGCAUUGUUAUCUGUAAAUUACAAUUGUUGCCUGUUUUCACUCCUCCUAACUUAAUGUUCCUCUUCACAAGACUUAUUUCCCCUCGCGUUUGUGCGGAUGAACCAUUGUCUAUAUUUCAACCUCUACUGAUUUGAUUGCCCUUUAUGGGGAUACAUAUCCAUUUUCCAAUGUAUAAUUAAAUAUAUAUUUUAAUCAGAAUGAUUUGCCAUGCAUAUCCUCGAGGAAUUAUUUCUCUCUCCUGUUCCUUUGUGGAUGCACAAAUCUCUGGCGCACCAUUUCUCUGAAAUCUAAAUUGUGGAGGUGCAAGACAGAAAAACAGGUUGGAUAGGCGUAUGGUUCAGUCGUAUGAUGCAGCCAAUAGAUCCAAAGCAAAAGAACCGCAGUAAAUUUUACCCAGAGCUCGUUGACAACCUAAAUUGAUCCAGAAACUGUCCACAUGUACACAAGCAUGUUUGAACUGCAUGCAACUGAUAAAUUGCCCUAGUCAUGUUGGGGUUUUUUUUAAACAGAUUUUGGUUUAUAGAAUCCAUUUCUUGCGAGGCUUUUGUUUUCACCUCUUGGAUAGGAAAGCAGCAAAGCAAAUGAUUGGCAAAGCUGUAGUGCCGAGGCUUGGCUGAUUUAAAUCAUCUUUAAUGAGCUGCGAGCAGAUUUGCCAUUAAAGAGUUGGAGAGAAAGCAGCUGCCCGGCCGUAGGAAUAGAGUAGGGGAGUGGCUGCCAAAGCCUGAGGGGAAAGAUCCCUGGCAUAAGGUAAAUUCUUGGUGUGUGACCAUUGUGAUUGUCUGUUGUGCUGUGUCAAUGGGGGUACCUGUACCUUUCGAUGUUACUUAUUUGCUUUAAAUUUGAUCAUUCCUUUUGGUUUAGAUAAGGCAGAACACUUAAAAGUGUGCAUUCCAGUGUCUGGAAUGUUUUCCUUGGGUUAAUGCUGGUUACUUUUAAAUGCAGAUUUAGCACAGUGAACUGAACCAGGUUUCUUCAUCUACAAUACGUGCUGCAGUUGAAAUGAUGGUGGUGGAAGAACUGGGGGCAUUUAACACAAGGGAGGUGGAACGUAUACAUUCAGCCUCACAAGUCUUGGCAUACAACGGAUAUGCCUGCCUGCAAAUAAGAAUUUAGGUUAUUUUUUCAGUUAGUAAAACAGCUUAUCGGCUAUGAAUGAAUCUAACUAGUUAGGAGGCUGAAAUCUAAUGUUCGCUGCGGUAUUGAGUUCACUGUUAAAGGAAAAGCGAAAAUAUCUAUUAUUGCAGUGUUUUAUUACGUGGAAAUAGUUGUGCAGGUUGAAGCAGUGAUUUGCUGGUCAUCUUUGGACGUUUUAGAUUUUUUUUUUCCUUGAUUUUAAUUGCUACUCCUAGUUGGGAAUGCUUCCUAGUCUGUCCCAGUAGGCAUGGAUAUCCUGUUUGUUCCCCCAGCAUGUUUAUUACUAACUGAAUCGCGCUACUGUGCAUGUUCUAAGAUGCAUCAUCCUAGACAGAGCCGCAUUAUGGUAGCUGAAAUACUAUCUAGAGAAUUAUCCCUUGACUUUGAAAACUGAAACAUUCACCUAGUUUCUUCAUCAUACAGUGUGUGGAAAGGAACUGCAGAUGCUGGUAUAUACCGAAGAAAGACACAAAGUGCUGGAGUAACUCAGCGGGACAGGCAGCAUCUCUGGAGAAAAAGAAUGGGUGAUGUUUUGGAACGAGACCUGCUUGAAGAAGGGCCCUGACCCAAAGCAUCACCCAUUCUUUUUCUCCAGGGAUGCUGCCUGACUCACCAAGUUACCCCAGCACUUUAUGUUGAGCUUCUUCAUCAUGCAAUGCUGGUCUGACUCCGAUGCACUUCUGUCUCUGCGGGAUUCUUGUGAAGGGAAUGUCAAGUUCUGAAUCCCGGGAAUAGUUCUGCUGAGCAGCGUUGACGAGGCUUGAGAUGGCGCCAAAGAUCGUUCCAAUUUUCAUUUUAAAUCUUUGGGAAAUAGCUGUUGGUGCACAGGUCUCCAGGAGUCCACAGUCGGUGUUGUAGCAAUGGGUCAGCUUGGCCUGCUUUUUUUUCAACGUGUAGAUUAUUGUUGUGAUAUUGAUUGUCAGAAGUUAAAACAUGUUAUAUAUGUUUGUGCACAAGGUUGUGGAAGUAGCUGGAGCUAUAUGUUGUGGCAGAGCAGUCUGACCUUUUAACUUGAUAUUUUCCUCUCAGUAUUAAACUAAUUUUUUUGAUUCAAAAGAAAAGGUUGCUCCCAUUGAAAUAGGCUGAAAUAAUCGGACUUGAGGCUUUCUUCAUUGUACUCUAGUUAACCAUGUUACUUGUCAUGGUACUUUACAUGCCACUAAUGUGCUCUUUUGCACUGUCCUCCACUGUUUCUAAUUGAACUCCAUACUUCACUCCAUGGUUUGUCUUGGUGAAUGUUACAUACAAAAGUUCUUGUAGUUGCCUUUGAUGCUACUAAACAUAAUUGAAAGGCAAGUCUUCUUUCCAUCUCACUGAGAAAGAACACAGCUGUUUUAUGAAAAUGAAUUCCAAUUAAAUGGUUGCAAAUGUGGUGUUUGAGGGUUUUCAUAUUGAAUGGAAUCACAUGGUGCCAAAAUUGGCAUGUACCAAUGUUUGCAAUGGCACUAAAACACCAAUACUAACACGACCAUCAAUGUAUUAAGAAAGCAAUAGUUCCCUGGCAAACUCUCCCUUUAAGUUUAAAGUGCAAUACCUUGCUGAUGUUGCUGAAUAAAUUCAAUAAUCGGUCAACUUUUCUCUCAGCAAUAACAAUGUGGUCUUUGAUAUUAAAGCAGCUUAGAUUGGCCUCUACACUUUGAAAACCUGAAACCUAAGCUGGAAAUGUGAACCAGGCCAGAACCAUUUUGUAAUAAAGGAUAAAUGCAUUUGGUGGAGAAUUUCAUUAGAAAAUGCAUUUACUCUCGGAUGUUAAUGAGUUGCUGUUCAUUUCAAACUUAUUUGUUCAAUUCUGCAACUUGAAUGACUGCUAAUUAACAACAUCUUCAGAUAUCCACAAACACAUAGCUUCUAAAUUUGUAAGCAUAUUCUAUGAAGGUUAGCUCCUGUGAGCAAGAUCUAAAAAUUCUGAUUUUGUAAAGUUUAUAACCACUUCGAUGGCACAUAAAAACUUAAUUUUCCCCAUAGUGUAUUGAAACAUAAUUUAGUGUAAUUCACCCCUUGCAGAGGUAUCUACAGAACACUUCACGUAUAAUAGUUUGCUGAUCUUCUGUACCCCAAAGUUAAUGAAUCUAGGAACCAUUUAAAUUUGUUUAACAUGUCAGUAAGCAGUUAAAUUUGUUUAAGAAGUGACUGAGAACAGCUCUCAUCUCAUGCUAUGAUGGAAGAGAUUUCUAUGUCAGUACACUAUUCUGUUAAUUAAGGAACUUGUGCACACAGCAAUUGCUUUUAACUGCACCUGUGGAAGAUUAAGCCAUCUCAACAUUAACAGAAGUCGUUGACCUCUCUGUUCAAAUCCAUUUUAAUUCAACUACAACCUAUUUACAGAGAGCACAGCUGACCAGCAAUAAGCCAGUCUCAAAUUUCAGCUGGGCAAAGUGCUACUUUUCUGCACCUUAAAAUUCUUGCUAUAAUUCUUCUGGCACUCCUCAUCUGCGUUAGUAGAUGGAGAUUCCCGUCCCUGAACAAUUAAGUCCAGCUUCUUGCUUCAAUCCCAGUAUUACCAAUUAUCCUUGUACAAAUAUUGUUUGUAAUUUCAUUUAUAAAUUCUGUGACCAUAGUAUAGAUGGUAGGUGGAAUGGAUACUUUUUUGAACACUAAACCUUUUGGAGAGGAUAAUAUGCUUUAUUUGGUCUUUCCUAAUGCAUUCUCUGUGAGUGAUUAUUGUACUUCAAAGCAGUAAUUUAAGCACAGGAUUGCAUUGCAGUACAACUCUAAUGGCCCUCUCUUUUUCAUGAAGUCCCUUCAUAUUUGCUUUGCCAUCUCUUUCAUUUACAAUAUUUGCAAGUUAAAUUUACCCUGGAGUUUAUCCAGCAUGUGUUUUAUUUUGUUUGUGUUCAUAAAGUGUAAAUGAUUGUGGUCCAUUAGCAUGCAGUUAGCAUUACAUCCUUCAUUGGCUGUAGAUAUUCUAUGGUUAAGUUCAUAUUGUUACUGUGUUAUCAAUUGUUUGCAGCUUUUCAAUAGUCAAAGGAUAAAGAAUGUGGUAUUUUGUCAUAGAUCACACGGUACACUUACUUCAAAUGCAGAAUGUCUUGUUCAUGAAAUAAAGACUAUUUAAUAAA